UGUACUGUGUUGUGUCCCCUUGUCCCUGAUCUCAUUCCUCAUCGCUUUUCAUUACCUUCCCACCCCAACGCCAAGAGCUUCUCAUUCCCAUAUCAGACAACACAUUUUGCCCUCUUUACUCUCUCUUCAUCUUCACUUCCCUCUCUAUUUCGAACGUCCUGUGCCUCCUCGUGCUUCUGGGUUCUUCCACAGAUCCUGCAAUUGCCUUGCCCGUUGGUGUUUUUGGCUCUUCCUGUACCAUGGAUGGUAUUCAUGGGGGUGACUCUCGGAUACACAUUAGUGAUGGACAACAUCCUCUACCUCUGUCAUACGUGCGAGAACAUGAGCAUCACGGAUUGCACCAUAUGAGCAAUGGGAAUGGGAUUGACGAUGAUCAGAAUAAUGGAGGUGAUACUAACUGUGGUGGAAGUGAGAGUGUGGAAGGUGAAGUCCCAUCCAACAAUGGAAAUCUCCCUGACAAUCACGCUGUAAUAAUGGAUCAAGGGAGUGAUGGUGGGGAUCAGCUUACAUUGUCUUUUCAGGGCCAGGUUUAUGUCUUUGACUCUGUUUCGCCAGAAAAGGUUCAAGCUGUACUACUAUUACUGGGAGGCCGUGAAAUACCUCCAACUAUGCCUACCAUCCCAAUAUCUCCUCACCAGAAUAACCGGGGAUUUACUGGAACACCACAAAAAUUCAGCGUCCCCCAGAGGUUAGCUUCAUUGAUUAGAUUUCGUGAGAAGCGGAAGGAACGGAAUUUUGACAAAAAAAUUCGUUAUACUGUUCGUAAAGAAGUAGCAUUAAGGAUGCAAAGAAAUAAAGGUCAGUUUACAUCUUCCAAGUCCAAUCUUGAUGAAUCUGCAUCAGCUGCAACAAAUUGGGGGACGAAUGAAGGGUGGGUUUCAGACAAUAAUGGAUCCCAACAGCAAGAUGUUGUUUGUAGGCACUGUGGCACCAGUGAGAAGUGCACACCAAUGAUGCGACGUGGACCGGAAGGGCCAAGAACCCUCUGCAAUGCUUGUGGACUUAUGUGGGCAAAUAAGGGUACUCUGAGGGACCUAUCAAAGGCAGCACCUUUGCCAGGACAUAAUUCGACAUUAAACAAGAAUGAGAAUAAAAAUUUAGAGGCCAACCAAAUAGUGCUCAGAGUGGCAGGAGAUGCUGAUGAUUCAUCAUGAUAGACUUGUUCUAUCUUUGUCCGAAUGGAGAGCAAUUCUAUGAAAUAAGGGUGAGAGAAGAGUUACUGACCCUAGAUGUGAAAUUAUAGAAGAGCUGGUUUCCACUGCGUUUUUUUGCUGAAAAUGUUUAAAUGAGCUUUCUGUAAUGUAUUUUGAUUUAUAUAUUAGCAAAAAAGUCAUGUAUUAUUGUCCCGUGACACAGCUAGUUCUUUUUGGAGAUUUUGAUUUAUUUUGGGUGGCUGAACAGCUCCAAUGCACUCCCUGAUGUUGUAUUGUGUUUGAGCAGUACAGUUAUAGUUUUAAAAAAUGGGUCCCUAUUUGUUGAAAUAAUGAAACAACUCAAAAC
Molecule: messenger RNA, 1500 nt
Organism: Gastrolobium bilobum
Lineage: Eukaryota; Viridiplantae; Streptophyta; Magnoliopsida; Fabales; Fabaceae
Product: GATA transcription factor 28
Exons: 8
Coding region: 240-1154 (304 amino acids)
Biological process (GO): regulation of DNA-templated transcription
Molecular function (GO): protein binding; zinc ion binding; sequence-specific DNA binding
Source: RefSeq, a predicted model, not a curated record